Paramisgurnus dabryanus is the source of this 3939-nucleotide messenger RNA. It is a transcript of the gene usp2a, whose product is annotated as ubiquitin specific peptidase 2a. The record is from RefSeq and is a predicted model, not a curated record. Gene Ontology annotation, molecular function: cysteine-type deubiquitinase activity. Lineage: Eukaryota; Metazoa; Chordata; Actinopteri; Cypriniformes; Cobitidae. Gene Ontology annotation, biological process: protein deubiquitination.
AGUCAAGAGAUUGGAUUAUUACAACAAGGGUAAAAAUGUCUCGGUAUUUAUUUGUGCUGUGCUAAAAGGCAUCCGUGAACUGUCGUGUAUCAGCUUAAUAAAGUGCUUCGCAUGAAAUGGUGCUCUCCUUUGAAGGAGCAGGCAGAGGAAAAGAGGAGGGUCUCGCUCGCUCACUCACUCGGAUUUGAGCGGCAAACAGCAUAUGUGAGGUAUUAUGACUUGCCACCUCAGUUUUUCCGACCAUUGGAACUAAGAGAACGGCUCUACUUACAGUAGAGUCCAUGCGGCCUGAAAUCGCUUCACCUCCGGCUGAGCUCCCAGCAUGUCUCGCCUCUCCUCCACGGCUAAGCGCUACGCUGGCUCUUCAUACAGCAGUCAAUACAGCUCAUAUGGCUCCUCACUGGGCUCGUAUGAGCGGGAUAAGCUCCCCUAUAAGAGUUCCUCCUCAGGCUACUCCUCCUCAGGCUACUCCAGCUACCUGAGCUCCAGUGCCGCCCGUACCCGCAACUACAGCUCCUCUUCAGAGCCAGACCGCGGUCGGCCCAUCCCUCGCACAGAUCUUCUGGGCAGCCGGCGGAGCGAGAGCCUGAGUCGCACUCCAGUGAAAGGCUAUGGCUCGGGCCUCAACGGGGGCUCUGGAUACAGCAGCUAUAGCUAUUCUCCGGCCCCCACCAGCUACCUCUCCACCUCACCCGUGUCCUCCAGCAUAUCGCUCAGUCGACGCAAGUCGGUCAGUCAGAGCGACCUGACGCACGACCUGUCGGCCCUGGGCUUGAGCGAGACCUCCAGUAGCAGCAGCCUGAGGCCGUCCUACAGGAGCAGAGCCAGCGACUCCUCAGAGUCCUACAGCAGCUCUCGCUCCAGCUACGGCCUCUCACGAAGCUCCACGCAGGAGGGUCUCGGUAGCAGCAAUAGUGGCCUGAAGAGCAGCAGCAGCAACCGAUAUUCCUCCAGCUAUCGCUCCACCUCACCAGUAAGAGAGUCUUCGAACUCAAAGAGUGCACAUGGCCUUGUGGGGCUACGCAAUCUGGGAAAUACAUGUUUUAUGAACUCCAUUCUCCAGUGUCUUAGCAACACACAAAGCUUACGAGACUACUGUCUUCACAACUCCCACCGCCGAGACCUCAACAACAACAGCCGCACAAACACUGCUCUUAUGGAAGAAUUUGCCAAGCUCAUUCAGACAUUGUGGACUUCUUCAAGCAGUGAAGCCGUCAGCCCAUCUGAGUUCAAAACACAGAUACAAAGAUUCGCCCCGAGAUUUGUUGGGUACAAUCAGCAGGACGCUCAGGAGUUUCUACGGUUUCUGCUAGACGGCCUCCACAACGAAGUGAACAGGGUUACGGUUCGGCCACGGGGAUGCGUGGAUGAUUUUGACCACUUGUCUGAUGAUGAGAAAGGGAGGAAGAUGUGGGCUAAGUACUUAGAAAGAGAAGACAGCAAAAUAGUAGACUUAUUUGUAGGUCAGCUGAAGAGCUCUUUGACUUGCAGUGAAUGUGGCUAUUGUUCCACUGUCUUUGAUCCCUUCUGGGAUCUUUCCUUACCUAUCGCCAAGGGCUAUGGAGACGUGAGCCUUAUGGACUGUAUGCGGCUCUUUACUAAAGAAGAUGUGCUGGAUGGGGACGAGAAGCCGACAUGUUAUAGGUGCAAAGCAAGAAGGCGAUGUACAAAGAAAUUCAUGGUUCAGAAGUUCCCUAAAAUUUUAGUUCUUCAUCUGAAGCGUUUCUCAGAAGCUCGUGUCAGAACCAGCAAACUGUCAACUUUUGUCAACUUUCCUUUGAAGGACCUGGAUCUCAGGGAGUUUGCCUCGGACAGAAGCAGUGGUGCCGUCUAUAACUUGUAUGCAGUGUCCAAUCACUCAGGCACUACUAUGGGAGGCCACUACACAGCAUACUGCUGCAAUUCUGAAAAUGGGGAAUGGUAUACAUAUAAUGACUCAAGAGUCACGCCAAUGUCCGCCAGCCAAGUCCGAAGUAGUGACGGAUACGUGUUGUUCUACGAGCGAGCUGGACACUAAGGACAGACUGUGGAAAAAGAUAAAGUGCAUAACUUGAGUCCUGUGGGCUGAAGGCACAUUACAAACAAUGCUGCUUCCCUUAGAGGCCUGUAGAGCAAUGCAGGAGGAGAUGUCAGAAGAAUAUCGCUCUCUGCUGGUCACUCGGGAGAAGUGCACAUGAUGCCCUUUCACACUCCACAGCUGUGUUAAAGAGUCGAAGGAUAUCCUUACGUCUCCGUGUGUAUGUGUAUGAGUGUAAAGGCAGCUGACAGGCAAUCAUCAUCAGGCAAUAACCCCAAGUGACUCAGAAGUCUCUACUAUGCACUGAAACCGAACUCUUCUUAUCCCAAAUGCGCCUUCAUCUUGUUCAAGAACGCCUCAAUAUUAAACUCUGGUUUCACUUGCUUUUCGUUUUGGAUUUUCUUUCUGAUUUAACAUUUUUCAAAGUGUUUGUCCUCUAUGACUUUGACCCUGUCGGGUUGCUGAGGAAUUACCGAAGCUGUGCUGCCCGUUACUUUUCUUCACCCCUAACCCAUCAUCCUCCCUGUUUAUGCUUAGUUUUUUCCUCCUCUCAUUUUUUUCUCAACCUCCUGAUGGAGUCGCAUAGUCACGGGAGUCUGCGGUGUUGAGAGAACAGCGUGUGGCUGUGGCGUGACUUUUAUUUAGUGUGCCUGCUACUGAUCUUUGAUAUGCUGUGAAUGGAAAUGUGGUCCGAAAGAUAAGAGAACUGGGAGGGGAAUAGUGCUGAGAGUAUGGAUUUGUUUAUCCUUGAUUUCAUGCCAUUGAACAACAUGGAAAGAAUGUUUUGAAAAAGAUAAUCUGUAUAUUUUUAUAUAUGAUGCAAUACAGAGAAUGUACUACACAGUGGUGCUGAAAAUGACCCGUUACUGUUUUCAGUUAAUUUAAUAAAGGUAAGAGAAUGGCAUUUAUUUAUGGUAUGAGUCACGCAGUGGCAGUCAAACUAUAUAUAUAUAUAUCUGUAUGUAUGUAUGAAUGAAUAAAUUUUAGAAGAAUGAACUGAUAAAAUGGUCCGCAUGGGUUGUGUGUUUUUUAUUAGGUGUUUCAAACACAAAUUUUGAUGAAAAGAGGUUUAAACUAAAUUAAACACAUUUUUAAACAAAGAGGCAAGUGAAAGGAGGGACUUGGCUUUAAAAAAAGGUUACCAAGAGAUUAGUUAGGGAAUUAAGUUUGGAUUUUGUAGUUACUAAUAAACCAUUUUUAUAUAAAUUAAAGUCAUCACUUAUUGUUAAAAAAUUGUGUAUAUAAAAAGAUUAAUUGCUUAUUCUCCCAUCAUACUGUAGAAAUGGUAUGGGUUUAUAAAAUAAAUUUUUAAGGGGCGGGGGAUGUGUGGAAAAUAUUGAGCACCACGAAUGCUACAUUUUAGUUUUUGAAAAUUAUGAUGCAUGGUGAUUUUAUUUUAAAAAAGACUUCUGAGGCAGGACUGACUAUUGAGUGAUUUUUAAUUUAUGUUUUCAUGUUUGUUUUUCUUGUUAUGAUUUUUCAUGUUAUGUUAAUUCAGUGUUGGACAAUAGUUGGAUAUAGGCCCACAUUAUUUUAGUAACAGGACAUUAGGUUUUGACUUUGUGUGUGCAAAGUACAACGUUAGACUUUCAUAACUGGAAUGAUUUGACUGAUGAUCCCUUGUCAAGUCACACAUUGAAUAACUUCCAUAGAAUAUAAAAUAAACUUCAAAAUUUCAUCAUGUGUAACAUGUAAGUGAAUACAUACAACAUAAAGAUUUGCUUAAUGGGAUGAAGAAAAAUAUGGCAGAAAACAGUGUUGCAGCUAAUAGUUAAUCAGUGGACAAUCCUUACAAUAGACAUGGCUGGUUUAACAACAGUCAGUACUAACAAGGUUCUGGAUAAGAAGGUAUAAUAUAAAGUGCUAAAUGAACCAUGUUUUGCCUAUUUUUCUGAUCUGUUAAUAAAGAUUAUUUGAAUUUU